GUUAACAUGCGUUCAGUGGUUAAUUGGUGCCGUCAAAAUGGUGUUCCCGUAAUAAACAUGCCAUAGACAUUGUUUAUAUGAAGUAGGAGUCAGUGGAUGAAGGUUCUAGUGAGAAUCUGGUUUAGGGAAGGAGAAUCCACCUUCCACCUAAGCAUGUGGACAUUUAUUUUGCACUGUGCUGUGGUUACGCUGGGUAUCACAAAUUCUGCUACAACAGCUACGGUCUCUCGAUCAUUUCUGACAGAUUUUGACAAGAUGGAUAAAUUUACCACGAAGUCGCAAUCGAAAAAACAAAGAAUGACAAUACCGCAUUUUCUACGAACGUUUAAUGGCAAUUCAGUUUCACUGAGUUCUGCUUUUAUAUUGCCUGUUAAGCACAGGAUAAUUUCACAGACGUCAAACGCUCCUAACAAACAGCUGCAUCAUCCUCCAGCCAGGAAUUCAUUGCCCCUCUACAAAGUGAAGCAAGGAGUUAAUGGCGGCUUGCAAAAUGGAUAUAUAGCUCAACACCCCCUUGUACACCAAAGAGGAAGAAACGAUAAUAAUACCACUAAUACCAAUAAAGUAUUUGAAAUGGUGGGACCACCUCUUGCACUCAACACUCAGUUAAAAGGGUUGUUCCACUCACCGAAAGGUCGUGUUGUGGCAAGCGCAAGCAACUUCAGUGGAAAAGCAAAUAAACACAGUCCUCUAACGAACUAUAGCAACAAAGGAUUCAUUCUCGCAAAGCAAUUGAAGGACACAUCAGCUUUAAGAGAGAAGACGCCUUUAGACGAAGAAAUAAUCGUAAUGGGAGCGCCUUUAAUAUUCACUAAAGGAAACAAAAAAUUUCUCACUAUUUCAAAACAUACCAAAGGAAAGACAAGCAACAUUUUAAGGAACAGGGCUGCUCCCUUUCAUCAGAAAGCUUAUACUCCUCAAAAACUUCAAGGAGUGCAUGAGAGCAAAACGUCUUUGAAUAUGUUGGCUUUGCAUAACAAGACGACACUUCGAAACGACAAGGAUGUUAGUUCAUCAAUGAGUCCCAAAAAUAUCCAAAAUCACAUCCCUUCAAAUGGGAAUUUCCAUAAACAAGAAAAUAAUAAAGUGGCAAAUCUCUUGAAACAAAACCAAAGUAAAACGUCAAGUCAAAGUGAAAGUCAAAAGGAAACAUUUGGGAAUGAAACAGUGGUAAUUACAGACAAUUUUCUUCCUCAUAACGUAAGUUUGAAGCAUCCUGAUUCAACUUAUUUUCACAAACAAACACCUAAUAAAAGUGGAAAUCAACUCCAGAGCAUAGAACAGAAACAAACAGACGUUUUCUUUGAGACUGAACUGGGUUCUAAUGAAACUAGCAAAGCAGAAGGCCCUGGUAAAAAUACUACUGGUUACCAAGAAUACAACGCAAAAGAAAAUCAUGGCAGUGAAGAAACCAACUCUAUAUUCACAACUAUAAUUGGUGACAGGCAAGAAAACCUUCCGCCAUUUCCUGAAGAAAAUUCUGAAGAAAAAAAUGUCGAAGAUUUGCAAAUUUUCAGCGAUGAUAGUGGUAGCGUAAGCAAAGACCGAGAUGAAGGAGAAAGGGAUGGUCAGUUUCAAGGUAAACCGAUGACUUCAGCUUCAAACCAGCGGUACAUGCCAGUGGAUGACUUUGGGUCGCCUUUUUAUGGCAAUGAGACAGACGAGUAUUUUAAGCGAGACGCCCUUGCAGCCCACAACAGGUAUCGAGCUUUGCACAAUGCUCCUCCUCUGCAACUUAGCCGGGAGCUGUCCGCGGAGGCUGAAAAGUUUGCCAAACGACUGGCUAAAGUGGGUGUCGCAUAUCAUGAAAUAAACCGUAACCUUCGGAAGGAGGAUGAAGGUGAUAAUGUGGCAAGAGGGUGCAGUGAGUGGGGAGGGCUGACAUCUACUGGAGCGAUACAUAGAUGGUAUAGCCAAGUGUGUUAUUUUAACUGGAGCAAGAACGCCAUUCAACCCGAAGCGAAGAAUUUCAUGCAAUUAAUAUGGAAAGGAACCAAUCACAUGGGAAUAGGAAGAGCUUUUGGAACUCGCCGUGGCCUACCUUGCACUUUCAUCGUGGCACGUUACAGACCUGGUGUUAUGAAUGCAUAUGAAAUGCACAGUAACGUAGACAGCGGCUCAUUCCUGCCUUCAUAUUGCGAUGCGGAUAAGGACAAAGGUUUAAUGUCCACAGGAUAUCCAAGUACAUUUUUUCAGAAGGGAGUUGCACAACAAUUCAAUGAACCACCUCCUGACCCUCAGUCCUUUAGUAAUUUCCAAAACAAUGCAGACCCCUUAACAAGCGUAACGUUCUACCCUCUGGGUCCAUGGGAGAAAACUAUAGAUUCGCAAGAUGAGAGUGACUUUACGAGGGUACAACCCGAUGAAAAGAAACUGUACAGUUUGUCACCUCGUGUCAAUGUAGCAGACGCUACCCUCGACGACGAUAUGGACGACGAGGAUAAUGUCUCGAUUACAGGCGAUGAUGAUGACUGGAAGAGGACAUAUAAGUCACCUAAGGUUAAAGGUCACAUAGUCGUGGAUGCAAAGAAGUCUACAAUUAAGAAGACAGAAAAACGUCUUAAAAAAGCCGGCUGAACAUUAAAAGCAAACUCGUACUGAUGAAGGCAAUUUAAUAACUUCUGUGACCAUACUAGAGCAGGAAUGAUCACAUGGCAAGCUGGUUAUGAGUGAAAACAUGCAAAGUGUACGUCAGUGAUCUCUUAAAUCAAUAUGUUGCUAGUCAGAGUGUUCAAGAGCAAAAAUUUCGCCAAGAGGUAAAUUUGAUUCCAAACCCAUAUGGCAGAAACUUUCAACUCUCUCUCCAAAGGAUCCUAUGAAAACCUACGUAUUACUUAUUUAUUGAUAUGAUUUCUCAUUUACUUGUCUAAGAUUAUAGCUGCAUGUGUGGAUUAAAUUGUAGAUAAAUAUGUCCUGUAUUAAAUGAAUAAAGAUGAUAAGUUUCUGAGGAAA
Molecule: messenger RNA, 2952 nt
Organism: Stylophora pistillata
Lineage: Eukaryota; Metazoa; Cnidaria; Anthozoa; Scleractinia; Pocilloporidae
Source: RefSeq, a predicted model, not a curated record